Messenger RNA from Aspergillus costaricaensis CBS 115574, 2796 nucleotides. Its product is annotated as putative C6 transcription factor. The transcript is spliced from 4 exons. Gene Ontology annotation, biological process: DNA-templated transcription; positive regulation of transcription by RNA polymerase II. Bases 1 to 2490 code for a protein of 829 amino acids. The record is from RefSeq and is a predicted model, not a curated record. Gene Ontology annotation, molecular function: zinc ion binding; sequence-specific DNA binding; DNA-binding transcription factor activity, RNA polymerase II-specific. NCBI's taxonomy places the organism in Eukaryota, Fungi, Ascomycota, Eurotiomycetes, Eurotiales, Aspergillaceae.
AUGGCCACACAUUUAAACUCUUCAAGCUCCCGCCCACAAUUCACCAACCCCUGGUCAGACUCUCCAUCAACAAUAUCAGAGCCGUCUGUUCAUACCCCUGAUAGCCGGAUUGCACAUACGUUGACUGCUUGUACGCGGUGCAGACAUCGUAAAUCUAGGUGUGAUCCCGGAAUCCCUCGAUGCUCACCAUGCGAACGCGUCAACGCCAAGUGUGUCUUUUACGAUUCGGCGUCUCAAAGGACAUUAUCAAGGGAUCAUAUUGUCUCACUCCGAGAAAAAGCUCGUCGGUUAGAGAGCGAGCUUGCUGAAGUCGAGAGACAGUUUCAGCAUGCAGCGGACGCGGAGCUUAUGGUGCGCGGGGCAGGGCGCAUUCGCUUCAAGGAGAAUGACGAGUCGAGAUAUCUGGGACCUUCCAGCGGUAUUGCGAUCACGCGCCUCGUCAUGGAACUGGCCAAGCAAAAUACAGAUUCCAAAAGCAUCAAAGACGUCGUUCCUGAAAUGACAGCGCAGGAGAUAAAAGAUGCCUUUGCACAAGAGAGCUCCAAGCCAACGUCAAAGGUGUAUCCCAUGAUCAGUUCGACGCCGCAGCCUGCUUUACCGCCAAGGCACAUAACGUACAGACUUAUAGAUGUCUUUGUAGUCAAGGCCCAGGCAAUGCUUCCGACCUUGCACGAGCCUACCUUCCGCGAAGAAGCCGAAGAGGUGCUUAACGGGUCUAAUGAUCCCUGCCAUAAUUUUCAAUUACGCAUGGUGAUAGCCAUCAGCAUGCAAAAGAUGAGCACUGUUUACGCAGGCCUGGCGGACAGUUAUUACCUUGCGGCGCUGCCAUACUUGGAACCGUCGUUAAAACGAAUGGACCUUCGAUCUUUGCAAUGCCUUGCCCUGAUUGCUCAAUACUCCAUGCUCACGCCAACAAGGACAGCGGCAUAUUGGGUCGUAGGAAUGGCAGUCAAGCUAUGUCAAGACUUAGGGCUUACCGAUGAAGCGACCAUUACUCAAUCCCCCAGCGGGCAGACCUUGGACCCUCUCGAGAUUGAUAUGCGAAGAAGACUUUUCUGGAUUGUCAUAUCCAUGGAGUACGGUCUUUCCCAUAGCCUUGGUCGCCCAAAUUGCUACUCCGUUUGUCACGAUCACAUCAACGUCAAGUUCUUCGAGCCGGUGGAGGACAAGUAUAUCACUGCGGAUGGCUUCCUACCAGGAGCGAAAAUAAUCCUACCCAAGUGCAUAGCUAUUCACUUCCUGAAGAUGCGGCUGCUCCAAGCAGAGAUUCGACGGACGCUCUACCUGAAUAAGCGCGAUGUACCAGUCGACGACCAAGACCCAUGGUUUUCGCAAAUGCUUCAGAAGAUCGAUUACUGGGUAGCUUCGUGUCCCAAAAAUGAUGGGGGUAGUGGCUUGAGUCAAAAAUGGUUUCAUGGAAGACGAAACACGAUGAUUGUCUUUAUGUUUCGGCCUUCUCCCCAAGUGCCGGAGCCUUCCGUUGAGGCUGCGCGAAAAUGCUAUGAUGCGUCCGUAUUCAACGUAGCAAUGCAGAGAGAACAAAUCGCAACAGGAUCCGUUGAUUUGACAUGGAUUUUCACCCAGUCACUUUUCAUGGCCUUGAACACUAUCCUUUGGUCUCUCUCUUAUCCUGACAUUCGCAGAGAACACCCUAUUGACGAAGUCAAAGGUCACCUCGGCGUGGCCCUGGAGGCUAUUGUUCUUGCUGCACAGAGAUGGCCUGGUGUUGAAUCGGCCCUGGUACUCUAUAGGAGCCUGGUUGCUGCUUGCCUUCGCGCAUAUGCUACCGAAGAGUCUUUCGUCGUCCAUUCGCCGUCUAAUCAUGCAACUCCGUCAUCUUCGCAGGAUGUCACGACACCGCUAUCCGUCUCUAGCCCUGCAAGUACGUCGGCAUCGUUCCCCUCACAUGGAGCUCGUGCAGCGAAUUCUUCAAUCCCCGAAAGCAGCGUAUCGGGUGGCACGUUUUCGAGGGGACCUUCUGCAGACCCCUCAUUCUCCUUCUCCCAAGGGUCGACCUCAUCACCUAUUGCCACUGAAUCACUGAAGGCCGCGCAGCACCCAUCCUGGGAUGCUCAAAUCACUCCGCAAUCCGUAUCAACCACCACACAACCCUCAUUCAGUUCCCCCCAAUCCUACAAUGUACCGACACCUUCCUACGCAGACUUAUCGUUCGACCCGACAACUCCAUACAAUUCUUUCCCAUCCGUCGUUCCGGGUUUGCCAGGCUGGGAUCCCAAUUUCAAUUUAGCGUCCACGACGGCUAGUCAUCUAGCCUAUGUCGAUGCGACGGUCGAUCCCAUGAACUGGAUCGAGACGAUAGGAGAUCAAUAUUCCCAAUACACCAAUGGCGCUUACCCCAUGCCCCCGUGGCGAGGAAGGACGCUCAGCCACCAGGAGCAGAUGGAGCUGAUGGAAACGUUAGAAGAUAACAUUCCUGACGUUUCGGCGCAGUUAUUAGUGCAAGAAUCUGCAACAUUCUACCAAUCGUGACAUGUUGGUGGUUUUUGAAAGCUCUCUAUGAGGGCGUCUCGCUCUUCUUGAUUCGGUCAUAUCAGCGUGUUUCUUGAGCUUUGUACGGGCCAUCUUCAUCUGGUUUGUUUCUUCUUAUUGUGUUACCAUAAUAAUUUUGGAUUUAUGGAUCUCAAUAUACCCAAGGGUCAUCGUGUUGAGAAUUUGAUGAGGUUCAUCUGGGUGUUUGGAGCGAGUCGGUUCCGAUCACUAGUUCGGGAUUCAAGGGUUCAAUCAUUGGUUUUGGUAGAAGAGUAUAAGCCUAUUUUAUUUUGUCUUUAGGUGUUG